Hylaeus volcanicus is the source of this 1975-nucleotide messenger RNA. RefSeq names its product ATP synthase subunit beta, mitochondrial (gene ATPsynbeta). NCBI's taxonomy places the organism in Eukaryota, Metazoa, Arthropoda, Insecta, Hymenoptera, Colletidae. The transcript is spliced from 7 exons. The record is from RefSeq and is a predicted model, not a curated record. Gene Ontology annotation, molecular function: proton-transporting ATP synthase activity, rotational mechanism; ATP hydrolysis activity; ATP binding. Gene Ontology annotation, biological process: proton motive force-driven mitochondrial ATP synthesis; proton transmembrane transport. The coding region runs from base 56 to 1606 and encodes 516 amino acids.
GGUCCAUACGAUUCGGAAACCAUUCCGGUCGCUUUUCUUCACUUGACCGGCCAAGAUGUUGAGUGCUGUAUCGAAGGCGGCCGCUGGGGCCUUGAGGGCCGUCAAACCUACUCUUCUUCAAAAUGAAACUGCUAAAGUAUCCGGAAUACUAUCCGUAAACAGCAGGGAUUAUGCAAAAGCUGCGAGUGCUAAAAGCGGUGCACAAGGAAAGGUUGUAGCUGUUAUCGGUGCGGUCGUUGAUGUACAAUUCGAUGAUGAUCUGCCACCAAUUCUUAAUGCCUUGGAGGUUCAAAAUCGCACCCCCAGACUAGUCCUUGAAGUAGCUCAGCAUCUUGGAGAGAACACUGUACGCACCAUUGCUAUGGAUGGUACCGAAGGUCUGGUUCGCGGCCAAGUUGUAUUGGAUUCUGGAUACCCUAUCCGUAUUCCCGUUGGUGCCGAGACUUUGGGUCGCAUUAUCAAUGUUAUCGGUGAACCAAUCGACGAGCGUGGUCCUAUCCCUACCGACAAACUUGCCCCCAUCCACGCAGACGCUCCCGAAUUCGUAGAAAUGUCAGUCGAACAGGAGAUUCUGGUAACUGGAAUCAAAGUUGUCGAUCUCCUUGCUCCUUAUGCCAGGGGUGGCAAAAUUGGUUUGUUCGGCGGUGCAGGCGUCGGAAAAACUGUAUUAAUUAUGGAGUUAAUCAACAAUGUAGCCAAGGCUCAUGGUGGUUACUCUGUAUUCGCUGGCGUGGGUGAGCGAACACGCGAGGGUAACGAUUUGUACCAAGAAAUGAUCGAAUCUGGUGUUAUUUCGCUGAAGGAUAAGACCUCCAAAGUAGCUCUGGUAUACGGACAAAUGAACGAACCACCAGGCGCUCGUGCUCGUGUCGCCUUGACUGGUUUAACCGUCGCUGAAUAUUUCCGCGAUCAAGAAGGACAAGACGUAUUGUUGUUCAUCGAUAAUAUCUUCAGGUUUACUCAAGCUGGCUCGGAAGUAUCCGCUUUGCUGGGUCGUAUUCCAUCUGCUGUAGGUUAUCAACCAACCUUGGCAACUGAUAUGGGUAGCAUGCAGGAACGUAUUACGACAACAAAGAAGGGAUCUAUCACUUCCGUGCAGGCUAUUUACGUGCCUGCCGAUGACUUGACCGAUCCUGCUCCUGCAACCACAUUUGCUCACUUGGACGCUACCACUGUAUUGUCUCGAGCUAUUGCUGAGCUUGGUAUCUACCCCGCUGUCGAUCCUCUUGACUCUACUUCCCGUAUUAUGGAUCCCAACAUUAUCGGUGCGGAGCAUUAUAACGUUGCUCGCGGUGUGCAGAAAAUCUUGCAAGAUUAUAAAUCACUUCAAGAUAUUAUUGCUAUCUUGGGUAUGGACGAGUUGUCUGAAGAAGACAAACUCACUGUAGCGCGUGCGCGUAAAAUUCAGAGGUUCUUGUCUCAACCAUUCCAGGUUGCUGAGGUGUUCACUGGCCACGCCGGAAAAUUGGUACCAUUAGAAGAAACAAUUAAAGGAUUCCAAAAGAUUUUAGGUGGCGAAUACGAUCAUCUUCCAGAAGUUGCAUUCUACAUGGUCGGUCCAAUUGAAGAAGUAGUAGCAAAGGCAGAAACGUUGGCCAAGCAAUAAGCCAAUUCACAGUCAUCGUAAUCAUGUCAUUAAUAAAUAAUUAAAACGAUCUUCUAAUAAUACAGGCCUGUUUAUUUUUUAUCUAUUAGAAAUGUUGGCUUUUAUCCGAGAGUAAUAAGUAUCUUUGAACAAAAUUGCAGAAUGGUGAUUAGAAGAUUGUUUUGCUCUUGUUUAAAAAUUCACAAAUGCAUACCAAAUUGUUGAGAACAUCGUGAACAUUAUUAAUCAAAUUUUACAUGAUUUUGUGUAAUUUUGUUCAGGGUGCUCUCGUUAUCCAUAGAUCGAGUCGAUAAGCAUAUUGUUAUCAUUAACAUAUACUCACACAGUAUAGUAUAUGUUAGGAAUUAAUAAAAAUUUUACAAAAACGUA